Messenger RNA from Mya arenaria, 1450 nucleotides. RefSeq lists its product as uncharacterized. The transcript is spliced from 7 exons. NCBI's taxonomy places the organism in Eukaryota, Metazoa, Mollusca, Bivalvia, Myida, Myidae. Bases 47 to 1297 code for a protein of 416 amino acids. The record is from RefSeq and is a predicted model, not a curated record.
CCGGUCUGUUGUCACAUCUUAUACGGAUCUUCACCUUGAAAGCAACAUGCUGAGAUUGUCCGCAUUUCUAUUGUUGGGGGCCUGCUCCUUGGGGGUGAUCGCCGGACGCAGUACCUACGGCGGAAGUUUGAGUGGCGGAAAUGGCGGAUUUGCCGGGCUUCUCGGGGCUUCACGAAAUGGUGUCCUCAACGGGAUUGGCAGCAUGGGCGCAGGUGCCGUCAACAUGCCAGUCUUUGCCUACGCGCCAUUUCUGCCAAAUAGCGGUGCUGGAUCUGGUUCAUUCGGAUCAAGAAUGGGCUUUGCUGGUUUUGGUGGACCCAGCUUAAGCGGUCCGGGAGCAGGUAGAACAGGAAGUUCUGGUUCCUAUGGCUCAAGCGGUGGCGCAGGUAUUGCAGGUAUUGCAGGUUUAAGCAGCAGUCUUCGUAUGCGCUCCCGAAACGGAAAUGCUGGUGGCCUCGUCAACAUUGGACCAAAUGUUGUUGAUUUCGUCCCUCUGUCCACGUCUUCAUUCAGUCUCUUCCCUACCCGAUCCGAUAUGAUCCCAGUUAAUGGUAUGGUUGCUGGUGGCAUUAACACGAACGCCGGUGGUAUGGGCGCAAUUGGCAUGAACUCGAACGCCGGGAGUAUGGGCGCAGGUGGCAUGAACGCGAUCACCGGUGGUAUGGGCGCAGGUGGCAUGAACGACGACGCCGGUGGUAUGGCCAUAGGUGGCAUGAACGCGAACACCGGUGGUAUGGGCGCUGUAGGAAACGGUGGUGCAGGAGCAGUUGCGGGAACGGGUAUGGGUAGCAUGGACGCCGCUGCCAUGAACGCUGUUAUGAACGCAGGAGGUAUGGGCGGUCUUGCAGGAGGGAUUAGCGCAGGAACUGCAUCGAAUGCCAGAAAUACUGGUAUUGCUGCUAACAUGGCUGCUGUUGAUAUGGGUGCUGCGAUAGUCGCUAUGAAUUCCAUGGCCAGAGCUGAAAGGAACGCUGGCAUGAACGCUGGCAUAAACUCGGCCAUUGGAGGAGGAAUGAACAGUGGUAUGGGCGGCGUUGACGUUGGUGGUUCAACUGGCGGAGUGAACGCAGCGAUGGUGUCUGUGGCCAUGGUGCCGUCGGCUGGUACCGGAAAUGCCAGUCCGAUGAAUUUAGGUGGCAAAGGAGAUGCCAUCAGCGGCGGUAUCGCAGGGUUCGGUAUGCAGGGCCUCACUCACAUUGGAAACGGAUGUUACAUCGACGAAGCCGGCAACAUUGUGAAGCUUGGUGAGGGAGUAGCAGGAGUGGCGGGGGCCGGAAACAGCGGUUACGGUCGCUAGGCUGGAAGCAAAUGGAAACUCUUGGCUCACAAUCCGGCAUAUUUAGUGACUCCGGUUAAAUAUACUACAGCUUCUGCCAAUCUGCGCUGGUCAUACAGUCCAGUGUACCAUGCCUCGCCAUUCUUUGAUUUUUGUAUUGUUUUUUAUGUAAUA